This is a messenger RNA of Trichophyton verrucosum HKI 0517, 6216 nucleotides long. RefSeq lists its product as uncharacterized. Lineage: Eukaryota; Fungi; Ascomycota; Eurotiomycetes; Onygenales; Arthrodermataceae. Gene Ontology annotation, biological process: protein ubiquitination; ubiquitin-dependent protein catabolic process via the N-end rule pathway. Gene Ontology annotation, cellular component: ubiquitin ligase complex; cytoplasm. The transcript has a single exon. The coding region runs from base 1 to 6216 and encodes 2071 amino acids. The record is from RefSeq and is a predicted model, not a curated record. Gene Ontology annotation, molecular function: zinc ion binding; ubiquitin protein ligase activity.
AUGCCUCGAUCCCUUGCGGAUGUUGAAAAGUCGCUCGGUCAGGCGCUCGUGGGAUUCCCUGCGCGGUACGGCAACAGAUACGAUGAUAAGGCGAGAAGAGAGCUUAUAGAGCUCCUCUUCCGCUGUCUUACCGGCUACAACGACGACUUUCUACGGUUAUUGUUCCCCGAGGGACCUGGAAAUGGUUGCUGGAACCUGUCAAAGGCCCAGGGUCUGAAGGCUGGAGCGGAAUAUUCUGAGGCAGCUCGCGGCAAACGCUGUGGGCAUACGUUCAAGUCCGGCGACGCAGCAUACCACUGCAUUACAUGCUCGGUAGACGAGACAUGCUGUUUGUGCAACCGAUGCUUCAAUGCCUCUGACCACUCGGGACACAAAUUUUCCUUCUUCGUUUCGAGCGGACACUCUGGAUGCUGUGACUGUGGGGACGAAGAAGCCUUCCGUAUACCGGUCAACUGUGCUAUACAUACAGCGUUUGAAACCGAUGACAAGGACAAGAAUAAAAAAAAGAAAAAGGAUGAGAACCUGGUCCCUGAGAUGCUGGUUGCCUACAUUAGAAUGACCAUGGCACGAGUGCUUGACUACUUUUGUGAUGUCAUCUCCUGCUCUCCGGAACAGUUACGGCUACCGAAGUCUGAGGCAGGAAUCAGGCAGGACGAGAUUGUUUCUAGGCUAUCUGGAGACUGGUAUCAUGCCAGUGACCCUGAGGAAAGUGAGCCGGAAUUCGCUCUGGUGCUUUGGAAUGACGAGAAACAUACAAUAAACGAGGUUACAAACCAGGUGGCCAGGGCCUGUCGAGAAAGAGAGAGAUUCGGACUCCAGAAGGCGAAUGAAUCUGAUGAGAUUGGCCGGAGUGUAGUCAAAUACUCGAAGGACCUCCCACGGCUACUUGAUGUCUCUAGGAUCAUAGAGCAAAUCCGGGUCACAGUUACAGUCCGCUCCGCCAGAGACACUUUCCGAGAGCAGAUGUGUGCCACCAUCAUCGAUUGGCUUUCUGAUAUAUCUGGUUGCCGCGUAGGCGAGGAUGGCUCGUUAUUACGGCUCAUGAUAUGUGAGCAGCUGCUUCAGCCGUGGCAUCCUGGAAGUGCUGCGUCAAAUGCGGGAAUUGGCAGCAAGGGAAUUGACGAUCAGAGUAUAGACGAUGGUCGUAUCUACCGUGCUGUCCAUAUUGAUCAGACUGAAAUACUUGCAGCAGAAACAGUUGACUUGACUGACGCAGAAAUGGAGGAUACAGAAGAUGGUGCCACACGAGCCGCCGACGACGACGACGACGAGGACAUGGAUGACGCAGAGGUGGAUCAAGUUCAGCUAGAUGUGCACGUUCAGCAUGUCCUUGAUGAUGAUCCAGAAAACCCUGAUGAAGAUGAUCUCGACAUGGAGACACGGGUAGACAAUGAAGCUGCGGAAUUUGGACUACCGCCGCAACCGCCUCCGCCACCUCCCCCGCCAGCGCAGCCUCCUCCGGGAGAUGGCGGCGAUCCUCUAGUAAUCCUGCCAGUAACUGAUGAUCCGCAGUUCUCCAGAAAGCCAGUCUCUAUACCAAAGACACCUGGAGUCAAGCAAAAAACCAACACCGCAUCGUUACCCCAUUGGGAAGAGAAACCUCGUCUAUUUCAUGAGAGGAGAAGUUUGCCCCAUGAAGACCUACAGCAAAGGACACGGCUGGAUUGGCUCAUAUUAUAUGACUUGCGGCUAUGGAAGAAGACUCGUACUGACGUUCGGGAGUUGUAUUUGGCAACAGUUGUCAAUGUUCCAGAGUUCAAGAGGGUUCUAGGUCUUCGGUUCUCUGCUUUAUACACUGCCCUGGCGCAGUUAUAUCUCAUUGCAGACAGAGAACCAGACCAUUCGAUUAUCAAGCUCUCUCUACAGCUAUUUACGACCCCGUCCAUCACAAAGGAAGUUGUUGAGCGUGGAAAUUUCCUCACUAGCAUAAUGGCUAUUCUGUAUACUUUCCUCACCACAAGACAAGUUGGUGAACCUCACGAUGUCAGUCCUACGGCUACUUUAGCAAUGGACUCUGGAUCGAUCACAAAUCGGAGGCUAUAUCAUUUCUUCCUGGACUUACGCUACAUCCUUGCCUCUGAGCACAUCCAAAAAUACCUAAGGACGGAAAAGCAGUACCUUUUGCAGUUUAUGGAUCUAGUUAAGCUUACGCAGGGUAUUUGUCCCAAUGUUCGGGCAGUUGGUGAACAUUUAGAGUAUGAAACCGAUGCAUGGAUAGGAGCUUCCAUUCUCAUGAGAGAGGUGACAAGAUUAUGCCGAAUAUUCUGUGAAGCAUUCCGUCCAAAUAACCUUGUUGAAGGAGACAACCACCUAGCGGAUGCAAUUGUCCAAUCUUCCCUAGCAACAAUGGUUAACUCGAUGGGUCUGGAGAGAAAACGGUUUGCCCAGGCCGAGAUUAAGGAACCGGUGAGGUUCAAAACGGUGCCAUAUCUUGAGUUUGAGAUUGAUGCAUUUAAUCAAUGUGGGCGUCAUACGGUAGUUGACUUUGUUGUGGAGCGAGGAGCUCUAAGUUUCCAUCAUGCGCUGCAUUAUAUCCUUUCCUGGCUACUGGAGUGCGCCAGAAACAAGCCGAAAGAAUGGGUGCGAGAACUCUUAGACCGAGCGGUCUUAUUGAUGAAAGAGAAGUACCCGGUCACUCCAUCAAAUGCACUUGAGGCAGAAGAUGUCAUUUUGGCCAUGUUUGAUUUCCCUAUAAGAGUAUGUGCCUGGCUUGCCCAGAUGAAGGCUGGAAUGUGGGUUAGAAACGGUAUGAGUCUCAGGCACCAAAUGGGGCAGUACCGCGCAGUAAUAUCACGAGAUGUUGCGUACUGUCGAGACAUCUUCUUGAUCCAGGCCGCCAUGGCAAUCUAUGAUCCAAGCCGUGUGCUUGCAACUCUAUGCGAGAGAUACGGGAUACUGGAAUGGAUGAAAGGAGGAUGUGUGGAUCGACCUGGCUAUGAUGAAGGCCAGCAUGUGGAUGUUGCUGAUGAAUUUAUGCAUUUGCUGAUAAUACUUAUAUCUGAACGGACGUCGUUUUCAACUGGAGAAGACGAAUCUGCGAUUCAGCACCAUGUCAUCAGAAGAGACAUUGCACAUACUCUCUGCUUCAAACCGCUCGCUUUCACUGACCUUAGCGCAAGGAUAAGAGAUGAGGUUGUUGAAUCCAGAGAUUUCCACCAGAUACUUGAAGAAGUCGCCACAUUCCGCCCACCUGAUGGACUCAAUGACACUGGGACUUUUGAACUAAAGCCGCAGUACAUUGGCUUGGUAGAUCCGUACUCCACUCAAUACAGCAGAAACCAGCGGGAUGAGGCUGAGAAUAUCCUCAGACAGUGGAAAGCGAAAUCAACUGGAAAGAGUGUUCAAGAAUCCAUUUUUGAACCUAAACUCGAGCCGGUCCCUCCUGGUUUAUUCACUGAAUACACGAAGUUUACACGAACCCCUCUGUUUGCCCAAGUCAUUCAUCAGUUUUUAGAGUACUGCCUCAUGUUCAAAAUAAGUACACCAACCAUUCAGUUGACGCGGAUCGAACCCUUUCUCCAGACGGUUCUCCAUCUGACCCUUCUUGCUGUCUUGGAAGACCCAGAAGCAGAUGAGGAGAACCCCGAAGCGAACAAACAAACCUUCACAUACCAUGCACUCACCAAAACCAAGUCAACACAAGUCGGAGACCUGACCAUCAUUGGGCUCUUUCAAAAGUUAUCAGAGGUAUCGACCUUUGAGUCUUGCGCACCCAAAAUCAGGCAUAUAUUGAAGGGUCUAUGGAAGAAUAAUCCAAAGUUGUACUCUUCAACGUCAAAUGACAUUGUCUUCCCGUAUGGCAACAUAUACCCAUCGUCUUCCACCCCAGUGUCGGACAAUGAAGCAGAACAAAAGAAGAAAAAGGCUCUCGAACGGCAGGCGAAGAUUAUGGCCCAGUUCCAGCAACAACAGCAAACCUUCUUGAAUAGCCAGGAAAAUUUCGACUGGGGCGAAGAUGAGCUUGACGAGGCUGAAGACUCGCCACGAUUCUCAGAAGAGAAAAUUCGCAAGUAUCCUUCUGGAAAUUGUAUAUUAUGCCAGGAAGAUACCAAUGAGUCGAAGCUCUACGGAACAUUUGCCCUUAUCACUGAGAGUUCCAUAUUCCGUGAGACAGACUUGAAGGACCAGGAUUUCGUCAAGGAAGUCAUCAAUACCCCAUCAUCACUCGAUAGGUCCGCUGAGUCUAUCCGUCCGUUUGGAGUCGCAAGCGACAAUUUUGAGCGCGUUCGACAACUAGAUUCAAAAGGAGAACUCAUAAUAUCGACAAAACAAGGCUUGGGGAAGGGCUUCCCUGCUGAACUACAUAAACAAGGCCCCGUUUCGACAGGAUGCGGUCACAUAAUGCAUUAUAAAUGCUUUGAGACUUACUACGCGGCCACCAGACGACGGCACAACCAGCAAGUAGCUCGAAACCAUCCAGAAACCCUCAGUCUCAACGAAUUUGUCUGUCCACUUUGCAAGGCACUAGGAAAUGCCUUUCUCCCCAUUAUAUGGAGAGGACAGGAAAUGGCAUAUCCAGGCGUAACAAUUCGUGGAUCCGACUUCACGGAGUUUAUGUACAAGAAGGUAGAUGGAAUGCUCCGAAUGUUUAGCAGAUAUGCUAUACCAAAGGAGGGUGAAAUGAACUUUGUUCCAGGAUACGAACGGUAUUUUUCCGGGUAUCUUACACUGACCUUGACGCCCUCUCUCUCUCGCCAUGCAGAUACCCUUCUCUUAUCCAGAUUAAGCGCAUCGCGAGGUUUUAUACCUCAUAAUACUGGCCAUGGAAUGGGUGAUUUUGGAGAUCAUUCCGAUAGUUGGGUAUCCCCUGAUGACGAUAGGCCAGUUCAGACUCCAGCAGACGAUCCUGCAAGUCGUAUGUCCCGAAGCGCGGUAAUUGCAGAAUUGCUACGUCCACCAAGAGCGGAUGAGGAAGACGGGCUUGCCGAUUCUAGUCCGUUUUCUGAACUUGCUGCUGUCUAUUCGAGACUCCGGGAAACGAUCAGACUGAAUCGUAUACCUUCGCGCUAUGAAUAUCCACCUAGCAGUCUCCUAUCCUCAGAUUUAGUAUACCUUGACUCCCUGUUCAAAACAUUUGCUUAUUCAAUAACCUCUAUUGAAAUUGCUCAACGUGGUGUGGAAACAAAGCCUGGCGAAACUUUGGUAGAUGGAAUACCAGAGACUUCGUUAACACAUCUACGGAUCCUUUGUGACACUGCCCUAUCGUACACCUCGCUAGGUCACUUGAACUUCCGUUCCCCUACGAAAUUAAUAUGUGAGCUCCAUGACAUGCAUCGACGGAAGGUCCUUCAACUAUUCUUCGGCUCCCCUCAACUCUCGAACACAGGAAUAUCAAAUCUUGCCCGUGAUUCUAUGGAUGUCGACCCGCUUCUUUCAACCGAUACAUUUGUCUUCUUAGCCGAAAUCUCUCUCUGCAUGAUUCCUGCCUUAGACAUGGACAUUAUGAACUAUGUUGAGCUUUUCUACACUGCCGAAAUUGUCAAGGUGGUGCUAACCUACCUCCUUACGCCUCAGGGAUUGAAGGCAAAUAUGGACCAGGCCGCUGAAGAUCACACCACCCCAGCUGAAUACUCAGUGGUGAAAGACUUCAUCAUGUGGGUAAUAUCUGCCUACCGGUCUUGUGCGUCCUUUGUAGCAGACCCAGCCUUGCAGGUUCUCCUAGAUGGCAUUGAUAGGAAUUAUAUACCUAAAUACCGUCUCAGGGGCUGCCUCGAGGUAGUCCCGAAGUAUAUUCUUCCUUUCUUGCGGAAAACAGUGAUAUUACUUAAUGUUAGACACGGUGUUGACUUCUCAGCAGCCUGGGGCACAGAUCACUCAGAUAUGUCAGAGGUUGACCGGCUCUGUGAACUUUUACAGUUGCCAAAGAUACCCAUAAUAUUUGAUAGGCUAUCCUCUGCCGAGGACGGGAACCCACUAUCUGCCGUCGUAUGUGGAUGGAUGGAACAUUUUUGUAUUUCGAAACAUGAAGCCAAAGCCGCCGGAACACCACCACCACGCCUUUCGCUUAUGCAUCCAGCAAUCUUUGAGCUUGUUGGGCUUCCUUAUUACUUCGAUUCCUUACUCGAAGAAGCUACCCAACGAACUUGUAAGACCACUGGGAAAGAGUUAACCGAUGCUACCAUAUGCCUUUACUGUGGUGAAAUCUUCUGCGCUCAAGCUAGCUGUUGCAUGGUGAAUACACGGUUGGGCGGCUGUAACCGUCAUCUUGCAAAGUAA